GCUGCGAACAAGUUCGUGAAUGGAGCUCUUCAGGAUCGAAAGAGGAGAACAAAAGAAGAUCCAGGGCUUAGAGAGGACUGGCAAAAGGCCAGAGCGACCCAAAAUCGAAGUCGAUACGGCAUGUCCAAGGAAGAGCUCAACUUCCUAGCACAGUACCACUAUCUUGAAGGCCUGCGAAGCGUUGAUGGGGUGAGUCACUGAAGGAUGCAUAUAUUUUCGGUGAUCAGCUGUCUUUGUUCCCUGCUGUUUAUGUGAAUGUUAACUGGCUUGUCUGCGUAGCUGACGAAGGAGCACUAGCGUGAUUCCAAGGCCAGUCCAACAGUGCACUGCAGCAUAUGGAGUGCUGAACAUUUGCUGGCUAACAUUUCAGCCUCUCAAAGUUUGCCAAGUUAAAAGGAAGUCUUGUACAUCACAAGGAACACAUUAUCAAUCAAACAUCGUUUCGGCACUUACACAGUCACAAAUUAAUUCAUGCUAUGAAAGGGCUAAUCAAAGCAGUAGCCUGAC
Messenger RNA from Chara braunii, 507 nucleotides. NCBI's taxonomy places the organism in Eukaryota, Viridiplantae, Streptophyta, Charophyceae, Charales, Characeae. The record is from the annotation of a GenBank genome assembly.